AAUUAAACACCGAACGGCAAGAUGUCACUGUGGGCGCGUGUAAAUCAGCUUCCCCAGCCCAUACUGGAGCAGAUACGCUUCAUCUACGGUAGCAACUUCCCGAUCGAGGUGCGCCACUAUCUAGCAGAUUGGAUCGAGGAGCGAUUGCUCAAUGCGCCAGUCUACACGAACGAUCAGGAAGCGGUGUACGAGCAGGAUGCGGCCAACUUUCUCAACCAGCUCAUCAUGGAGCUGGAGCGGACGGCGAUCAAUCUGCCGGAGACUAACUUCACCAUCAAGAUCCGUCUGAACGAGUCGGCUCGCAACUUUCGCCAGCUGUUCUCGCACAAUCCGGCCCAGCUGUACCAGCAUCUGAUGAACUGUUUGCACCGCGAGCGGCAGUGUGUCGCCUAUCCGGACGAGUGCGUGAACGUGCAGGAUCCGGAGGUGACGGAGGUGUUCAAUGCGGUCCAGCAGCUGCAGAUAAUGGUACGCACGAACGAGAACGACAACCGGAACCUGAUGAAGGAGUACGAGCAUCUGCUGUUGGAGGUGCACGAGCUGCAGAAGAACCGGGCGCAGCUGGAAACGAUCGAAAAUACGGAGAUGCGUACGCACGCGCACAACCAGCUCGCACAGCAUCAGAAGAUGGUGAACGAUCGGUUGCAGCUCUGCACCGGGAAGCGGUUGGCGCUGGUCGAUGGGUUCCGCAAGACGAUACUGAUCAUAGACGAGGUGCAGAACAAGGUGCUGAACAAGUAUCUGUCGCAGUGGAAGAUCAACCAGGGCUUUGCCGGUAACGGUGCGUCGAUGAUGAGCGCCAGCAAUCUCGACACCAUACAGGCGUGGUGCGAAAGCUUGGCAGAAAUUAUCUGGAGCACCAAGGAUCAGAUACGGCUCGCAAUCAAGAACAAGUCGAAGCUGCACGUCGAGCAGGAGGAUGUGCCGGAUCUGUUGCCGCAGGCGAUGGUCGAUGUGACGAACCUGCUGAAGAUGCUGAUCACCAACACGUUCAUCAUUGAGAAGCAGCCACCGCAGGUGAUGAAGACGAACACACGGUUCGCUGCGACCGUACGCCUGCUGGUAGGCAACACGCUCAACAUCAAGAUGGUAAAUCCGCAGGUGAAGGUGUCCAUCAUUUCCGAGGCUCAAGCACAGCAAACGCAACAGACCAACAAAGCUUCCGAACAGUCGUGCGGUGAAAUUAUGAACAACAUCGGCAAUCUAGAGUACAACGAAACGACCAAGCAGCUGUCAGUAAGCUUUCGAAAUAUGCAGCUGAAGAAGAUAAAGCGCGCAGAAAAGAAGGGCACCGAGUGCGUAAUGGACGAAAAGUUUGCGCUACUCUUCCAGUCGAGUUUUGCCGUCGGACAUGGCGAUCUCGUCUUUUCGGUGUGGACUAUCUCUCUUCCGGUGGUGGUGAUCGUACACGGCAACCAAGAGCCACAGUCAUGGGCCACCAUUACCUGGGACAAUGCGUUCGCCGACAUCAACCGCAUCCCGUUCCAGGUACCGGACAAGGUGAUUUGGAAUCAGCUGGCCGAAGCGCUCAACAUGAAGUUCCGCGCCUCGACCGGCCGCUCGCUGACCGCGGAAAAUAUGCACUUCCUGUGCGAGAAAGCGUUCAAAACGAACCUCCCAUUCCCGGUGCCGAACGAUCUGACGAUCAUGUGGUCCCAGUUCUGCAAGGAACCGAUCCCGGACCGCUCGUUUACGUUCUGGGACUGGUUUUACGCGGCGAUGAAGGUAACGCGCGAGCAUCUGCGCGGCCCGUGGAUGGAUGGUAGCAUUAUCGGCUUCAUUCACAAGUCCAAGGCGGAGGACUAUUUGCUCAAGUGUCCCCGGGGUACCUUCCUGUUGCGCUUCUCCGACAGUGAGCUCGGUGGUAUUACGAUUGCCUGGGUAAACGAAGGCAACGAUGGGCAGCCCCAGAUAUUGCACAUUCAACCGUUUACCGCGAAAGAUUUCUCCACCCGUUCGCUGUCGGAUCGCAUACGGGACUUUGACGAUCUCUUCUAUCUGUACCCGAACAAGCCGAAACACGAAGCGUUCGACCGGUACACGACACCGGCCGGUCCGCCCCGGAACAAGAACUACAUUGCGUCGGAGGUGCGCGCCGUACUGAUGCCCGGCCCAACUAACAACCAGAUGAACAGCUUCCCAAACACCCCGUCCUACAACAUUCAGUCGCCCGAUGCGUCACGCGAUACACCAUCGAGCGGAUUUUCCAUGAAUAGUCGAGCAGGCAACUCUGUGCCGGGCAAUGUGCAACACCGGUACGCAUCAAGCUUCGAGUCGUACGUACAGUCGGACGGCAUCACACAGUUGAUAAAGGCAGCCGGUUGUAGUGAUGGUGGCGGUGUUAGUACAUUGACCAGUUUGGUGCGGCCACCGCCCGCCCUUAGCGUCCUGUCGACGAGCAGUAACUGCAGCAGUAGUACCACCGCCACCACCAGUCACCACCAGCAGCAGCACCAUCAUCACAACAGUAUGAUGGAGCAGCAACAGCCACAUCACAGCCAUAUGGCGAUCCUGCCAGCUCACAGCCCCGUCGGUGGUCAGAAUCAUCACCGAUCGCAACAGCAACACUACGACGAUACGUCGCACAGUGACUGUGGUGCGGAUGAUCAUCGAAUGCAGACACUACCGUCCGUACCGGCAGCAUUCUCGUUCACGGGCAUGUCCUUUACGGACGCUGGCGAGCAGCAGAAUCUAUCCGGUGGUGGUGGUAACGGUGGCAACCAGCUAAAAAGGCCACUAACCAGCACCGUCCCACACCCGUCCACAUCAACCGGCCUGUCGAACAGUAGUGGAAAUGAUAACGGUGAUGGUAGCGGUGCGUCCACCUCCACCCGAUCUACACCGUUCACAUCCUGCGUCGCUUCUACCAGUUCCACGUCCAACGCAAUGGAUUUUGCUAGCUUUGAAGAGCUCACCUGGCUGGAUAUGAACAACAACAAUAACUGGAUUGGUGACGGAUCUUCAUGA
Anopheles maculipalpis is the source of this 2967-nucleotide messenger RNA. RefSeq names its product signal transducer and transcription activator (gene Stat92E). Gene Ontology annotation, biological process: defense response; regulation of cell population proliferation; cell surface receptor signaling pathway via JAK-STAT. Gene Ontology annotation, molecular function: DNA-binding transcription factor activity, RNA polymerase II-specific; RNA polymerase II cis-regulatory region sequence-specific DNA binding. The record is from RefSeq and is a predicted model, not a curated record. NCBI's taxonomy places the organism in Eukaryota, Metazoa, Arthropoda, Insecta, Diptera, Culicidae. The coding region runs from base 22 to 2967 and encodes 981 amino acids. The transcript has 7 exons.